AUGGAGGCUACUACUAGUACUAGUACCGGUAGUAACACUGCCACUACCACUGCCAUUGCCAAGACGAGCAGCAAGAGGGAUAAGGUUAAGAAGAAGAAGGAGCAGAAGAAGGAUAAGAAGGACAAGCCCAAGUGCACAGCUCCUCUGGACCAACAGAUUCUGGCCGUUGCUAGCUAUGUACACGAUCUAUGCCAAGAACAACUAGAGAAACCUACAGAAGCCUUGACUGUGCCAUCCUUAUCUAUUGUCAAGCAGCUCAUGGACUCUCUCACGCAACAAUUCCAAUCCAACUCCAACAUUAGGGAUAGGGAUAGGGAUACUCCUCAAGAGGAGAAUGAUCAAGAUGGCUUGGAGCUGCAGUCCUUGCUGAAGGACUCCAAGAGAGUAGCUAACAUUGUCAAGCGCAUGGUCAAGCUCCAUCCUGUCCUAUUCUUUGUGGAACAGCCAGAUCUGCUUGUGGACCUGGCAGAAGCCAUGGGGGAUCUAUACCUAAGUCUACUGCAACAACCAAGCAAUACCACCAUCACCAUCAAACUAUGGAAACAGCAGCAAGCUAGAAUGGAAUUCCUCAUGGAAAAGGCAACUUUUGAGAAGGCGCACGUUCUCCACUCGGACGCUGCCUUGCCACUGACUAUUCAAGCCUCUCUGCAAACAGAAUCGGGGGAACUGGUACGAGUACUGCAGAGGCAUAAGCGCAAGCUAUUUCACAAAGUCAUGCAGCACGCCAAUCCAGAAGAUAACACUACUACAUGCAGUAGUGAAGCAUUGGAUGCUUCUACUAACAGUAGCAGGGACAAGGCCACGCAAGCGCUUCAGUAUCUAGACAAGUUCCUUCACAAACUGCUAUCCUUUGAUGAAACAGAAACCAAUACCAACCUUACCAUGACAAACAUGCUGGAAGCUUCCUGUCAAACCAAUGCCAUGCUAGAUGCUUCCUUUGCCACAAUGCUCACCAAUGCUUCCCUGCAUUCCACUGCCACUGCUAGUACCAUCACCGGUACGACUGCAGCAAACAAUCACAUUCCUUCCUGGGCCAUUUGUCCCGUUUCCAAAAAGAUCAUGACGCAUCCCGUCUCGGUCAAGGGAGAUUGCAAUCAUACACUCUCACAGCAAGUAUUUCAGGAAUGGAUUCACCUAGGAAACAAAACAUGUCCCGUCUGUGGAUGCAAACUCAGAGGACUCUCCGCAAGACCCAAUCACUCACUUCACACGCAGAUUCAAGACAAACUAGCAGAACAACUGGCACAACUUCGACGAAACAGCAGCCGUCAUCAUAAUAGUGACGACUUGGGAGCAUCGUCGGAGCACAGUCUCACACUCAGUGUCAUUGGAGGAGGCAGCAGUCAUCGAACAAACUUGCAAGAUAUCUCCACCAUGUCACUCUCGCAGUCGUUUCGCAAUGAGCUCGAAAUCUCGGGACACAACAAUAAUAACUCACAGACGUCCAUGGCAGCAGACUCUAUUCACGAACAAGACAACCUGUCCACACUCGAUCAACUCUUUUAUGAGGAUGUGCUCAAACGACAAGCCACCACGGAAACGGCAAAAACACAACUCGUCGACAAUCGUACCAUUGCAUCGUCGGUACCGGCAUCGCGCAGUAGCUUCUCCAAGACUCACAACAAUGGCAGCAGAAAGUCGCGCAGUGGCCGCAUCCAACAGCAGCAACAAGAGGAUGAAGAAAAUUGCAAUGACAAUGGACCCAUUGCCUUGCCAUACAACGCACCAGCCGAGUACAACAUCAACAAGUCAGCGGCAUCCGACAAAAAGAAGAAAAAGAAAAACCCUGUCAAGAAACUCUUCCAAAUGCUCAAGGGAAACAGUAGCAGCAGCAGGAACCCUGCAGCCAAGGUGACGGAGCAACUCCACUCAUCGGCCAACACGGCCAUGACGGCCGAUUUGUCCAACUACACACAGGAUGCAAGGAGCAAUAACGUUGAUCAAGGCAGUCAACAACGACGACGACGACAAGAAGAAGAAGGGAUUUCGGAUGGAAGCGGGCAUUCCAUUACCAUUGGUGCCACGAACCGGAAACCUCGUGGACGGCAGAAUGGCGACGAGCCACCUCCACUCGUGACCAUGGGGUCCAGUGAUGUCUACGUGUAG
Seminavis robusta is the source of this 2106-nucleotide messenger RNA. NCBI's taxonomy places the organism in Eukaryota, Bacillariophyta, Bacillariophyceae, Naviculales, Naviculaceae. The record is from the annotation of a GenBank genome assembly.